GAAAUCAAAAUUUCAUUUCGCCUGAUUGAUCCGGCGAGGCGAUUGCAUUGACCACCAUCGGUCUGAUUUAUCGCGAUCGUGAGCUGCGUACUGAUCAGUUGGACACGUCGGCCGCAUGCGAAUUGAUGUGAUUAAUUAACAUGAAGCGAAACGCGCAAAUUCGCAAUGAGUUAUUACACGCGCUGCCUACGCGCUGCUAAUUAAACACACGCCAGCCACACGCACUCGACUUUAGUUAGACUCGCCUGUGAACGGAAGCGGAAGUGUGUAGACUUCGAUUUCGAAUAUUAAUUAAUGAAUGAUUGAUAUGUCAAUACAAAAUUUAAUCACACGUAGACGAUUGAUAUUCGUAUUGAAAGUAAGUAGUACAAAUGAUGGUUAAAUGGCAUUCUUCGGUUGCAAUUUGAUUGCGAUUGUGAACGCCCGUCACGACAACAAUCGCGAGAAUCAACAAUAUCAAUAACAAUCAAGGAUUGUUGCGCUCGCUUCGCGCAAAAUGGCAAUUACGCUCGUCGACAUUAAACGCAACCUGCCAGCGCAACCGAGCCUCUAGCGCAUUGAUAAGCACGCCGGCGAUUUAUCUAUCUGCCGCCGUAUACCGUACGCAAAGUGCAUUUGCUACGCGCUAUAAAUGUUAUAAAUAAUUACGCAACAGGUUAAUUAUUUCGCGACGUGUGUGCGCUGCCAUUUAUUUCACGCCGGAGUUCGCGUUCUGCGUAUUUCGCUGUUUGUUAUUCAACCAGCACAGCGAUAUUUCUGUACUAGACACGUAUUUGUAUACUGUGUAAGGACUUGCCGUGUCUCGUCUAUUGUGCCUUUGUGUUCACAACUGGCCAGAGCGGUGUCCUAUUGUGGCUCGCACGGAGCGACUGAAGAACAAACAGCCGAAUACGCAAGAGGUGCUAACUCGCGAAUAAACCAACUUUUUUCAGCGCCAAACUCAACAACGUUAAUAAAAUAUAUGGUGACCCAGGAGAAACAAAGAAACGUAUUUUAAAAAUUGGAUAAAACUGAUUUAAUUGUUGUGAUUUCCCAUACGAGGAACUUGAAACUCCGGAAGCGAAAAGCCGCGCGCGCAUUUCGUGUGCAAUGUUGGAUGGUUGUCAUUUUGCUAUUAUCGGACCUUCACGGUCCAUUUCGUCCACGUACGUCCACGAGGCGACGCGUGACCUUUGUAUCGUAUGUCCACAUUAAACCGUUGUUUUGCACGCAGAUUCAAUCAGGCGACACCUUCGCGACUACCAAAGAAGAGGAAUGGGUGAGCAAGAAGAAGACCGAGGUGGUCAACACCAAACAAAUCGAGACUAGAGUUAAGCGACAAGUGGUCCUCGAAGAUGGGAAGGUCGUGGAGGACUCAGGUCCGCAGGUCACCACCAAUACCACCGAGGAUAGUGAAACCCAGGAACACCAUCAAACAGAAUUAAAGAAGUUGGGAGAAGAUGACGACCUGUACAAGAUCACAGAAGGCAAAGAUGCAGUGGACGGCGGCAAGUGGGUCGCGGUGGCAAACCCUGACGGAGUGGUACGCGAAGUAAAGGAGCGACGCGUUAUUUCCAGGGAGGAGACCGAAGAAGUCAAGGAAACCGAAGAUGUGCAACACCUUGGCGACAUCACUGAUGAGGACUUCCUAGCGGCGGUGAACUCGGGUCGCAAAGACGUCCGCUCGGUGCUUCGCGCGCGCGAAGCCGGCAAGACGUUAGUGUCGACCGGGCCGCGGCUGAUCCGCGACACGAACAAAUCCAACAAGGUUACCGAUACGGAGGAGACGCGUGAGUUGAGCUCGGUGCAGGCGGACGGGAAGAUCAUCACCGAAACGCAGCGGACCACCGAGCACGAGGAGUUGGAUGAUCGGGAACUGCCCAAAACCAGCGAGGAUAUCAAUUCGCACAAGGAGAGUUCCCAAAGAUACUUCAAAGCAAGAGAACAGGAAGAAGUUGAUUACUAUGCGGACGGUGUAAAGAUCGGUCACGAAAUGCGCUUCAAAGGCGAGACCACCGAAGGAGAAAGGCGAGGUGAUGGACUGGACGACACUGAUUGGGACUCCCUUUCAGCGAGAGCCCGCCGCAGGACCAACCAGAGACAGUACCAGAUGCAUCGCUAUCGCUUAGAUGCAGCCCCCGGCACCAGUCUCUUAGAACGCAAAGACGCUCUCACCCGCAGACCGCUAGAUUUCGAUGCUGAGGAAGAAACCCGUAAGGUGGAAACCUCCAAGUGGUUGGAAAACCACUUCGGCAGUGAAAGCCGCUCUUCUAAAGACUCAUUUGUAGAUGAAGAUGAGAAAGAACCGCCGGCAACCUCAUUCUUCAAUGUCACCAUCAAGUCUUCCCCGAAGAACGAACCGGCCGUUGUCAAUCCACCGCACCAUCAUCAAACCCACCAACAGGUCACGCAUUCAAACCGGCAGCAACAAAGCGGGUACUUUAAAGGGAUCAGCGAAUGGUCUGAGAGGAGACAACAGGAAGAGAGAAGAUCUCCUGUUCAUUACAAGACAAAAAGCUCUCCUGUGCAAGAUUAUAGACAUUUCUCGGCGUCCCCGACGAUGAACCGAUCGCCAGGGUCACCCAUCUCACCGCGGUCACCAAGUCAUCAGAUUAUUGAUUCUACUCCAGUGCCUCCUCAGAGGCAACGGAGACAGAGGACUUCACAAGAGAGCAGGUACGAUAGUGGGUACCGCACGCCGACAAAAUUAGAUAAAGAGGAACCGGAGGAACCUCCGCCGGAUUACUCACCUCCAACACCUCCACCCAUUCAAGGAGAGAAGAAGAUCCAGAAGACCCGCUUCGCAGAGACGAGUUCCAGCCAUUCCAGGGAGACACCUGUGCCAACAAAACAAAAAAGUGGGAAUAUUAUUGGUCAGUCGAUACGUAAACUAGUAGGCAAGAUACGUUCAGCGAGCGCGGAGCGCAAGGCCAAGCAACGCGCGAAACAACGCAGUCCCAGCCCAUCCUACCAGCCAGGACAUCAAAUCGACAGGGAUAUUACAGGAACACCACAUAGUAUGGACAAACCUGUGCAGCGGUACUACCUGGGAGAGGACCCAUUCGCGGGGAGUAUCUACGGAAGGGAGAAUAAGUACGAUGGGGUGAAACCAGCGCGCACAUCAAGACGACAAGGUCGUGACUCCGGACGGAUCGAGUAUGAAGAAAGAUCGGCGAUCAACUCUCUUGGGCGAUUCAGUAAGUCGACGCCGCGCCUGCAGACCGCCACGACGCACGAACGCUUCUCGCAGACGCUGCCCAGGCAUUCCACGAGCAAACACGAGACUCCGACGCGUCUGGAGCGCAACGAGCACAGCAACAGUACCAUCAACGUGUCGAUCAUCAACAAGCACCAGCAGGGUCAGCCCAGCCCGCCGAAACCACAACGCACUUUCAAGACCAAUCUAGCAAGGAGUAAGAGUUUCCAGACGGCCGGUAUGUACAAGUCCAACCCGCACCUCAGUAGGAUCAACGAUAUGCAGCCAGGAUUGAGUGGACUCACAAGUCCUGGACUCAUCUCCAGUCUAAGUCGGAGUCAACGAGAUCUCCUCAGCCAUCAGGACACCUCUUUGGGAUCUAGAUACUACGAAACUACCACAAGCACAGGGAAUGGUUUCGGAGAUGAUUUCAGCAAGAAGUACACCACCAGGGAGUAUUAUAUGACCCCGACCACCCAUGAGGAUACAGAUGCUGCCGCCAGCAACUUCAAGACCACGUCGAUUCUCAAGAGCACCUCCAAGUACGGCGGUGAUAUUUACGAGCCGCCCACGCGGCUGCGUGACACUCAGUACGCGACCACAUCUGCACCAAGUGCAGGGGCAGCUGGUAACACUGUCAUCCGCCGAGGAAGCGUCAGUAGUGACUUCUCGGAGACUUACCAUACAACCACGAAGAACGACGACCCUCAUAGACCUUCGAUUACUAACACCACGCAGAAUAUUUCACGUAAAACUCUGCCGUCCAAAGAUGGCCGCGCGUUGCAGACCAUCGAGUCCACUGAGACUCACUCGGUGACCAGGAGUCAUUAUAAGGGUGAACCCACGACUAGAACUUACUAUGAUGGCGAGUCGGGGCAGAGAUACGGCAGUGUCAGCCCUGUGGUGAUCGAAGUUAAGCACUACAACAACAGACGUUGAAACUUUAUCGCAGAGAGUAAAAAAUCGGGGUCUACAAGAUGGCUCCGCAAGGACUGCGUAACUGCCCACACGUAUUCAAUUUGCCAUGGAACUCGAAGUUUUUCACUUUUAUAUUUAUGUUUAACCGCGUUAUUUACAUUAAUUUAUCUAAAUAUUAACCAGCGUCGUUUACUUAUACGAGUUUAGGAAGGUAGACGAUUCGGCAGUGCUCAUGUUAGAUGUAUUCUUUACGAAAUAAGGUUAUUCAGAUGCAAGCUAAUGUUUUAACUCGAAUUCUGUACGUUGUAAUUGUUCUAAUACGUAUUAAUAAAUUAUUGUCGAUAAAA
This is a messenger RNA of Dalotia coriaria, 4440 nucleotides long. It is a transcript of the gene chas, whose product is annotated as chascon. NCBI's taxonomy places the organism in Eukaryota, Metazoa, Arthropoda, Insecta, Coleoptera, Staphylinidae. Bases 1097 to 4114 code for a protein of 1005 amino acids. The transcript is spliced from 7 exons. The record is from RefSeq and is a predicted model, not a curated record.